AUGGCGGCGCCAUAUCAUCACCCACGGCCCUCCGCGCGCGACCACCAUUUCUUCCUCGCCGUUGCCGUGUUCCUGACCGCCGCUGCUUGCGCCGGCGUCGCGGAGGGACGGUACGGCGCUGGUCGGAGCACCCCGGUGGCGGCGAUCGUGAGCGAGGAGCUCUAUUCGUCGCUGUUCCCGCAUAGGGACGACGUGAACUGCUCCAAGGGGUUCUACACCUACGCGUCUUUCAUCCGGGCUACCAGGAAGUUCCCCAAGUUCGGUGGCACCGGCGACCUCGUCACCCGCAAGCGCGAGAUCGCCGCCUUCCUCGCGCAGAUUUCCCAGGAGACGACGGGAGGCUGGGCGGCGGCGCCGGACGGCCCAUACAUGUGGGGUCUGUGUUUCAAGGAUGAGAUCAGCCCGCAGAGCAGCUACUGCGACGCCACGAACAAGAAGUGGCCGUGCUACCCCGGCAAGUCCUACAACGGCAGAGGACCCAUCCAACUCUCAUGGAACUACAACUACGGGCUUGCCGGGGAGGCCCUGGGCUUCGACGGGCUGCGGAACCCAGAGCUGGUGUCCACCUGCCGGGACACGGCGUUCCAGACGGCGCUGUGGUUCUGGAUGACGCCCAGGCAGCCCAGGCCGUCGUGCCACCAGGUGAUGGUUGGCGAGUACUGCCUCAGCACGGCCGACGCUGCCGCCAACCGCACCGCCGGCUUUGGGCUGGUCACCAACAUCAUCAACGGCGGACUCGAGUGCAACAUAGCCAAUAACGAGCGAGUCAACGGCCGGAUCGGCUUCUACCGGAGGUACUGCCAGGUCUUCGGCAUCCACGUCGGCCCCAAUCUCGACUGCGCGCACCAGCUGCCAUACUCCUGA
This is a messenger RNA of Lolium rigidum, 864 nucleotides long. Its product is annotated as chitinase 10-like. Gene Ontology annotation, molecular function: chitinase activity. Bases 1 to 864 code for a protein of 287 amino acids. Gene Ontology annotation, biological process: cell wall macromolecule catabolic process; carbohydrate metabolic process; chitin catabolic process. NCBI's taxonomy places the organism in Eukaryota, Viridiplantae, Streptophyta, Magnoliopsida, Poales, Poaceae. The transcript is spliced from 2 exons. The record is from RefSeq and is a predicted model, not a curated record.